Messenger RNA from Cyprinus carpio (common carp), 3401 nucleotides. RefSeq names its product probable glutamate receptor. Gene Ontology annotation, molecular function: transmitter-gated monoatomic ion channel activity involved in regulation of postsynaptic membrane potential; AMPA glutamate receptor activity. The transcript is spliced from 10 exons. Gene Ontology annotation, cellular component: dendritic spine; plasma membrane; AMPA glutamate receptor complex. Gene Ontology annotation, biological process: synaptic transmission, glutamatergic; modulation of chemical synaptic transmission; monoatomic ion transport. The coding region runs from base 132 to 1511 and encodes 459 amino acids. NCBI's taxonomy places the organism in Eukaryota, Metazoa, Chordata, Actinopteri, Cypriniformes, Cyprinidae. The record is from RefSeq and is a predicted model, not a curated record.
CCUGAAACCCAUUGGCUUUUCCCAAGCCUUUAGUGAGAACCCUUUAAUUCAUUAUUGCAAAGCACAGCACUGUCUUGAUCGGCAUCAGUGUCAGUUCAGCCCCAGCACAGUGGAAUUUCACAGCAGACAUAAUGGUCAGAACCAGCAAUAUGUUGAGAAUUGUCUCUUUAUGCAUGGUAUUGCUGCUGGGGUCAGAGAUCUGCAUAGCAGCAAGGCAAGAGCUAAUAGUUACUACCAUAAAGCAAGACCCCUACACAAUGAGCAAGGGCUCGCAGUUGGAAGGCUACUGUAUGGAUCUCCUUGCUGAGCUGGCUAAGAAACUGGGUUUCAGAUACAAAGUUCACCUGGUAAAGGAUGGAGCGUAUGGCCGACAGGAUGAAGGUGGAAACUGGAACGGAAUGAUUGGGGAGGUUGUUAGAGGGGAAGCUGAUCUCGCCAUGGCUCCCCUCACUCUCACUGCUGCCCGUGAGAAGGCUGUGGGAAUGACAAAACCUUACAUGCAGACCGGAAUCAGUAUCCUCCUCCGCAAAGAUAUCGUUUCUGAAGAGGCCGGGUUUUUUGACUUCCUCUCCCCCUUCUCUGGGGAGACCUGGUUCGGCAUCCUGAUUGCAUAUUUUGUGACUGCAGUCUGCAUCUGCAUUGUAGGAAGGUUGAGUCCAUGUGAAUGGAGUCAGCCUGAGACAGAGCCAAAUCGCUUCACUCUUCUCCACAGUUUGUGGUAUGCUGCGGGAGCCCUAAGUCUGCAAGGUGCAGGCCCUCACCCUAAAGCUGUGUCAGGAAGGGUUAUCAGUUGUACCUGGUGGUUGUUUGCCGUCGUGCUCCUGGCCUGUUAUUUUUCCAGCCUCAGUUCCUCUCAGGGGUCUGACUCUGCUCCGCUCAUGAUUAAAGGUUUUGAGGACUUGGCUAAUCAGGAUGUAAUAGAAUAUGGAACACUUGCCGGCUCCUCCACUCUCGCCUUCUUUAAGAACUCGAAUAACCCAUCGUACCGUCGCAUCUAUGAGCACAUGGAGCGGAGAAAGAGUUUUGUGUCCUCCAUGGAUGAGGGUGUCCAGAAAGCAAAGGAAGGAAACUAUGCUUUUAUUGGAGAAUCAGUGUCCUUGGACUUAGCUGUGGCACGGCAUUGUGAACUGGUCCGGGCACAUGAGGUCAUCGGGAUGAGAGGUUACAGCAUUGUAACUCCUCUUGGAUCUCCCAUGCUGAAGAACCUAAGUGUGGCCAUCCUGCAGCUGAGUGAGGCUGGGGAGCUGGCGUACCUGCGCACUAAAUGGUGGGCCAGCAGCUGUAUACCGGAUAGUGCCAAAGGCUCGUCUCUGAGAGUCCAUAGCAUAAAGGGCAUGUUCCUGGUUCUGGCUAUAGGCCUUGGGAUUGGAGUGCUGCUCUCCUUGUUUGAACUCACCUCAAAGUCUCGCAGCACUGCAGGGGAGCAGAAGAAAUCCUGCUGUGCAGUUUUGACUCAGGAGUUGAGCCAGCGUUUGAGAAUGACCAAGACAAAGGGAGACCAGGAAACCUAAAAUUCUCAACAACAUUGAUGUAAUAUGCAAGUCUUACAUAGCAGAAUGACUUUACUGUUCAUAGGUUUGAACAUUAUCUGGUGCUAGGUAUUAUUACUAUUUCCCAAGUUAGAUAAAUAUAUCUAUUUUUAACAUUUUAUAUUUUAACAGAUUUUGAUAAGAUGUACUAAAUUUCAGAUAGGGGAGAGUGGGGUUAGUUGAGCCAGGUGUGUUUAACGCGAGCACAUGACAGUAAUGGAUCCAACUUAAAUAUGUACAGAAAUUUUAGGAUGUGGUGCAUCCUUUGGAAUAAUCACUUUGGAUCUAAAAUAAACUGCUUUCAAAAUAUGGCUUUCCAAAAAUAAAUAAAUAAAUAAAAGGUGGUCUCUUGGCUCAACUUGCCCCCAGUGAGGGGUUAAUUGAGCCCAGGGAGAGGGUAAGUUGAGCCACAAGGAGUUAAACUGUGCCACUGAUUAAACUAAAAUAAAACAGAACAUUUUCACCUCAUGCUAAAUCAAAGGAAGAGAAAUUCAAUGAAAACAACUUCGGAAAAUCUAUGUGUGAGCCUUGUGACAGAUUGGCCAGUUUCCCCACCUGUGGCUCAAGACGCUGAGUUAGGCUCCAGCUCCCCGUGACCCUAAUAAGGACAAAGAGGUUUGUGGAUAAUGGAAUGGAUGGAUGGAUGACUUCUUAAAAGUUUUAUUUAAAGAUACAUUUCACAACUUUGAAGGCAUUUUCUGAAUUAUUUACAUUUUUAAAUAACAAAAUAAAGUUUAAAUUGAAUAAAUAAAUUGCAAUUGACCUUACAGAACUGGACUAAUAGUACUCAACAUCCCACUUAUGUUGCAGGGAAAUACAGUUUGAUAAAAACUUAAAUGGCCAAUUUUCAUAAACAAGGUCUAUUUAAAAAUUUCAAAAUAAAAUCAAGUUCAAAACAAAGACCAAUAUCAAAAAUGUUAAGUCAAAAAUUAAUGAUUUAUAACAUAGAAUUACAGUAAAAUAAUACUCAAAAAUCACACGAAUAUUUGAUCAAAUUACAACACACCCCAGGACUUUUGGCUCAAAUUACCCCACUCCAACCAUUUUAACAAACUUGUAUCGUCCAGCAGUUUAGAGCUAACAUCAUGCUAACAGUACUGCCUCAUAUUAUAACUUAUUAAAGUGCAAACACAUUAUAUAUAUAUAUAUAUAUAUAUAUAUAUAUUUAUCAGAUUUGUCUGUAAUUGUUCAGACACAAGAAGCAUGAGUCCCUGAACAUAAAAAAAUCCACUUUUAACAGCAAAAAAACUUUUUUGAACUUAAAUGUAGUUAGCAAUUAUUUCAUGGGCCUCUCUCCAUCACAAGGUGAGUAAAAUUUGUAGUCACAUCACCAAAUUUUGUUUAAGGUUGCCUAGAAACAAGGGGUGGCUCAACUUCCCCACAGGCUCAAAUCACCCUGCUCUCCCCUAUUUUUAUACAUAAUUUAAUAAUAAUAAUAAUAAUAAACAUUUUACAUUUAAAUCAAGCUACCUGUCUGUUCAGUAAAGCUUUUGCAAUGAGACACCUUUUUUUAAUCUUGUAGCAAUAUAUCAAGCAGUUUGUGUUAGAUUAUUCUCAUGCAUUCCAUAUUGAAACAAUAUAGAAACUUUUUUAGACCAGAAUUAUGAAUCAAAAAUGUUAAAUAUAAAAUCUAUUUUGUUAAUGAAUGACAAGGAUUGAGGACAAGUGAAAAAGAGUAAAUUUGAUUUUAUGUUUGUUAAAUUCUGUACACCAGAGUUUAUAACAAAUUCAGAAAUGCAAGGGAAAUGCCUAUAAAAAGUACAAGUAAAAAUACAUAAAAUUAUGUUAAAAACAUAUCUUACUAUCACAAAAGAGGUAUGCAUUCUGGCACCAUGCAUAUUAAUGAAUUAAUAAACCCGAUUUAACAGCAAA